This is a messenger RNA of Aptenodytes forsteri (emperor penguin), 3612 nucleotides long. It is a transcript of the gene AFF3, whose product is annotated as AF4/FMR2 family member 3. Gene Ontology annotation, biological process: regulation of gene expression. The record is from RefSeq and is a predicted model, not a curated record. Gene Ontology annotation, cellular component: nucleus; super elongation complex. NCBI's taxonomy places the organism in Eukaryota, Metazoa, Chordata, Aves, Sphenisciformes, Spheniscidae.
AUGGGGAGGUGUCACCGGGGACACCCUCUUCGCUGCCCCCCACGCCCCCCCGUGCCUGACCCCGACCUGCAGACCCCUCACCGGGCUCUCGCUCUGGAGGACGGCGUGUACCUGCCGCACUCAUCGCCAGUGCCGCGGGUCAUGCCCUCUCCAUCGCCGAGAAAGCCACCGUCCAGCAAAAGGGCUUUGUUCGACCCGGACCCCAGGGAAAGCCCACUCACAGCUGUCUAUGAGCCGGAUAGAAACGUGCUGCGAAGGAAAGAAUGGGAAAGGAGAAAUCAGGAGGCCCAGCAGGAGGAUGGCGCGUUUAACACGAGUUACUCCCUCUUCAGUGAACCGUACAAGACUAACAAGGGGGAUGAGCUCUCGAAUCGCAUCCAGAAUACGCUGGGCAACUAUGAUGAAAUGAAAGACUUGUUAACUGACCGAUCAAACCAGAGCCACCUUGUUGGGGUUCCAAAACCUGGGGUUCCUCAGACGUCUCUCCCCAAGCUGGAUGAACAUCUUAUUGCAGACUCGAGACCGCCGCCUCCUCCUCCCAUUUCCAGCACUACUUCUUCCACACCAGCAGCCCUAUCUGCCCAGCAGAGCAAAAGCACCACGAUGGGUUGGCAGAAGGCCGGGCACAAUGCUGCUUCGGAUGGCCAGCAGAGAGCGAGCAAGCAUGGGCACCGGUCGCUGGAGUCACACAAGGGUGACUUCAAACUGACGAACCAAAAAUCCAGUCUGGAGAAACUAAAACGCUAUGCAUCGAGUCCCACCUCCUCCUCCUCCUCCUCCAACACUGCCCAGCAAAGCUCACUGAGGGCCACACUAGGAGACAACGUCAACAGAGUGCAGCAGCCGGCAAAGCUCAACUGUAGCUCGGAAGGAGGAGCUCAAGCGCAAGAGAGGCCAGCAAAGCAUGGUGGCGGGCACUGCGUCCAAAACUUUCCGCCCUCUCUUGCUUCGAAGCCCAGUUUGGUUCAGCAGAAACCAACAGCUUAUGUAAGGCCGAUGGACGGUCAAGACCAGGCUCCUGAUGAGUCUCCAAAGCUGAAGUUACCAGCAGAGACGACCAAGUCGUAUAGGGGAGUGCCUUCUAACAAGCCUGAUUCGGCCAGGACCAAGUCAAAGAUAGCCAAGUUCAGCAUUCCUAAGCAAGAAGAGGACAGUGGAACAGGAGAUAACAGCUGCAUUGAAGAAAUAUUGCGGGAGAUGACCCAUUCAUGGCCUCCACCACUGUCAGCUAUUCACACACCAGGAAAGGCAGAACAAAGCAAGUUUCCCUUCCCAAACAAGGAGUCACAACAGGGAUCUACAGGACACAGCAAUACAAGGAAAAGUGAUGUAGAGCCAAAGAGUCCAGAGAAAAGCGCAACCCAUACAUCAAUGCUAGAAGAUGACCUCAAGUUAAGCAGCGAUGAAGAAGAGAAUGACCAGCAGGCAGCACAGAGAUCUGCUCUCCGCGUUCUAUCUGACAGCAGCCUGGUGGUGCCGCAGUCCAACACCCGAGCCUCGGGACUCUCCAGCAAGGGGUCAAGCAGCAGCAGCUCCAGUGAAUCCGAGACCAGCUCAGAGUCUGACUCAGAGAGCGAAAGCAGCUCCAGCGAGAGUGACGGCAGCAAGCCCUCGCAUUACUCCAGCCCAGAGCCUGAGCCACCUUCGUCCAACAAGUGGCAGCUGGACAAGUGGCUGAAUAAAGUCACCCCGCACAAAGCACCCAUCCUGACCCACCAUGACGGCCCGGCGCUGGAGGCCCAUCCCUACUACGGCCGUGUGAAGGGGGAGCGGCAGGAAAGUGAGAAGACCCCAGCCACUGGCCCAGCCGAGCACCGCAGUGGGGAGAGCCGCACUGCCGCCGCUGCCGCCAUCGGGGACGGACCACGAGCAGGGCACCGCCGGGAGCCCCGCUCGGCUGCAGCCGGCGAGAAGCGUCGGGGCCGGGGGGCGGGCAAAACGGCGCCCAAAUCCAAGGAGUUCAUCGAGACUGAGUCUUCAUCCUCGUCAUCCUCCUCUGACUCGGGCUCUGAGUCGGAGCGGGAGGAGCGCCCGCUGCCCAAGGCGCCGGCGGCGGGCGGGGGGGCGACCGGCACCGCCAGCAAACCCCACAGCGGCUGCAGUGCCUUUGGCUCCAUUAAUGCCAGGACUAGUAGUGAAAUAGCAAAGGAGCUGGAGGAACAGUUUUACACCCUGGUUCCUUUCGGUAGGAAUGAGCUCCUGUCUCCUCUGAAAGACAGUGAUGAGGUAAAGUCACUGUGGGUCAACAUUGACUUGGCUCUUUUGUCCAGGAUUCCAGAGCGUUUGCCCGAAGAGCCACUGGCCAUGAGCGCCGGAGCAAACCAGGCGGCCAGCCUCCCGCAGAGUAGUAGUGCUGACCCCCCUGCAGAGAAGGGUUUACCAAAAUCUAGAAGGAAACGCAAGUGUGAGAAUGAGGAAGAGUGCAGAGACAUCAAGAAGACUCAUUUAGAGAGAGAGGGUUCUUCACGAUUAACUGCCUCUGCCCAUAGCAUCACAACAGCAAAUCACUGCAAUAUGAAUGAAAAUAGCUUGGCAAUACCAAUAAAUAAAAAUGAGAAAAUGCUUCGGUCACCCGUCUCUCCCCUCUCUGAUGCAUCAAAACACAAAUACUCCAACGAUGAUUUAACUUCCUCCAGCAGACCUAAUGGCAGCAGUCUAUUACCUUCCAUCUCCUCCAGCAAAAAACAUAAGGGUGAAAUCCAGUCACAGCCACAUCCCGGAGACUUCAAUAAAGCAAUUCACAUGAAUUCAGAAAAUGUUCUUCUCUGCAAUAAGCCCCAGUCCCAAACAGAGCCUUGGUCACCUCUGUCCAGCACACCCAGGGACUGCAGAAGGACAAAGCUUAUCUUCGAUGAUAUGCCACACAAUGCAGAUUACUUUAUGCAGGAAGCUAAACGGAAGAAGCAUAAAGCAGAUGCAAUGGUGGAAAAGUUUGGAAAGGCACUGAAUUAUGCAGAAGCAGCACUAUCGUUUAUUGAGUGUGGAAAUGCAAUGGAACAAGGCCCAAUGGAAUCUAAAUCCCCUUAUACAAUGUAUUCAGAAACAGUUGAACUCAUCAGGUAUGCAGUGAGACUAAAAACCCACUCAGGCCCCAACGCCACGCCAGAAGACAAACAGCUGGCAGCAUUAUGUUACCGCUGCCUGGCCCUUCUGUACUGGAGGAUGUUCCGACUCAAGAGAGACCAUGCAGUCAAGUAUUCGAAAGCGCUUAUUGAGUAUUUCAAGAAUUCAUCAAAAGCUGCCCAGAACCCCUCUCCUUGGGGUGCCAGUGGAAAGAGCACAGGAACUCCAUCACCCAUGUCCCCUAGCCCUUCUCCAGUCAGCUCUGUAGGAUCCCAGGGGAGCACAGGGGCCCCUUCCCCAUCUCCUAUCAUCAGCAUCCCGCAGCGCAUUCAUCAGAUGGCUGCCAACCACGUCAGCAUCACCAACAGCAUCCUGCACAGCUAUGACUACUGGGAGAUGGCUGACAACCUGGCCAAGGAAAACAGAGAUUUUUUUAACGACUUGGAUGCAUUGAUGGGACCUAUCACCUUGCACAGCAGUAUGGAGCAUUUAGUUCAGUACACUCAACAAGGACUUCACUGGGUGCGGAAUAGUGCUCACUUGUCAUAA